AUGAUUAUCCAGACAUUCCAUUUUAUGAUGUAGUUGAGGAUCCUGAAGGAAAAGAGAUUGCGGGAGGAUUAUUUAAUGAACCUGAUAUAGAUAUAGAUUUUGAGGUUUUUUCUAAAGAGAUGCUACCUAAUUUUCAAUUUCAUAAAAAAAUGAAAAUGUCCGAGGACAAUGCCGUAAAAGGCAGGAAGCUUUUGAAAACGCGCACAUUGAGCAAACUUGGUGGCAUUGCGUAUGAAAGCAAUGCACGAAGAAAUCUUGGAGGGGGUAAAACAUACCAAAAAAAUGAAUUUCGUAGCAUACAUAACAAUCGAAAAGCGAAUACCAGCCGUCCACCCUCAGUGCACGUAGAUGAUUUUAUGUCUGGAAAAAUUCCAGCGAACCAGCAACAUCCAGACAUGAUGACUCCAACAUCUGCAGCUACAACAUCUUAUAUUGAAUUCGAACGACGGAUGGAUGGCCAACGUGAUUAUACCCGUUACGACAACCAAACCAUGCGCACGGGUUAUUACGAUAGUCAAUAUUAUGGCAUUCCAUCGCCGAUGACGCCUUACGACCGUCCACCUGUACCACAAUCCGCACCAGGAAUAGGUCCUAGAAUCAAAGGGGGGGGCGAAAAUAGAGGACGAACGAUUCCACAAGAAUGGCCUCCACGAUCUGUUACCUCUCAACCAGCACGACGACCUGAGCGUCCGUUUG
Messenger RNA from Racocetra fulgida, 696 nucleotides. NCBI's taxonomy places the organism in Eukaryota, Fungi, Glomeromycota, Glomeromycetes, Diversisporales, Gigasporaceae. The record is from the annotation of a GenBank genome assembly.